AUGCCUUUCCACACCACCACCCCCCUCCUCCUGCUCGCCUCGCUCCUCAGCGUCGCCCUGGCCUUCCGCCGGACCUGCCGGCCCGACACGGCGGGCGCCCUCGGCGGCACCGGCUUCUACACCAUGACCAACAGCGACACGUGGAGCAACGUCGCGGCGGACUUCUGCACCACCGUGCCCGAGCUGCAGGCCAUGAACCCGGACGCCCCCAUCACGACGAAGAACGUCAUCCGCGUCCCCUGCCGGACGCGGCAGCGCGACUGCGCCCGCAUCCCCGACACGGACUUCGGCUACUACACCGUCGUCGCCGGCGAGAUCCUGACGCUGAUCGCGGCGGACUUCUGCUCCACGCCCGAUCGCUUGUCGCGCAUGAACACCGACUUUGUGGACUAUGACAUCAAGCCGGGCAUGGUCCUGAAGGUUCCUUGCGAUUGGAACUAG
Molecule: messenger RNA, 441 nt
Organism: Drepanopeziza brunnea f. sp. 'multigermtubi' MB_m1
Lineage: Eukaryota; Fungi; Ascomycota; Leotiomycetes; Helotiales; Drepanopezizaceae
Source: RefSeq, a predicted model, not a curated record